AUGAGGAAUGGACUUGCAGAAUCAUUAUCGAAAUGGCUAACUGAGUCGGCUUACAAUUUGGCUAUGUUCGAAGAAAGGCGUGUCGUUGUUGUCGGGAUUCUUGGAAAAGCUUCUAGUGAUUGUUCUAAAGCCGAUCCUAUCAAUCACUUACUAGGACGUCCAGUCUUCAUUCAACGAAUUCCUCUAGAAGGCAGUACUGCUUCGAUUGAAGCUUAUUACGAAUCGGAAUUGUCGGUUCUUUUUUUGCAUCUUUCUGGUUAUGGUGAUUUGUGUUCCCUGGAACAUUUUGUACGAAAUAAUGAUGAUGAUGGAAAAGAUUUUUUCGAAUUUCUUUCGCAGCAAGAAAUCGAUUAUGCACGUUGCCUGACCUUUCUCUUGCUUUAUUCGCACUUACUCAUUUACAUGGAACCAGGUUGUCGAUUUGAUCAGAACUGUUGCCGUGAUUUGAAACGAGCCAACGAACUUCGACGACUUUGUCAAAGAGAAAUUCGGAUGAAACUAGCAAAUAUUACGGGUUUUCCACAGGGCUGGUCUGCUGAAGGACGCUUGGCUCAACCGCGCUGCCUGUUUGCCUUCCACCGUCAUUUACUGCGAGGUGACUUAAAUUCCAGUCGAAAGAGAGAACUGAAGGGCAAACUGGUGGAAAAAUUAGAACAACAAAUAUAUCGCUGUAUGCAAAUAUAUGGAUUGGUUGCAACUAGCGAUAAGGAUUGCGCAUGUAGUUUACCGAAGUCUGUGGAACAGUUUGUUUACUUAUUUUCGGCUGCAGAAUCAUCUCAUGAUGUUAUUCGUGGCAGUUUAUUGAUGCUUAUUGAACGAGGCAACAGUAAAGAAGGGAACGACGGAACUGAAAAAAGUGAGAAGGAAGAGCGAAGCAGUGAUUUUGGUGAAUUUCUGCGGUCUCAUAUCUGUCUCGUGCGACAGGAUGAGGAAAGGAGGAGAUAUCUUUAUGAAAUACCUAAACUGAAGUGGCUGUUGAUUGGUGGAAAAAUCGUUUAUGAUCAGUUAUUCCAAAUACGAAUCUUCAAUGAUGAGAAAAUAUACAAACUUAGUAGCCUUGAACUGCAGUUUUCCAAAAGCAUGGAAGGCACCUACAUCGGACAGGCUAAAGCAGUAUAUCAAAGCUGUAAUAAGGAUAUGCGUGAUUUCGAAAAACGAAAGUCACAGGUUUUUACGAAAGCGGAACAUGAAGCUAAGUUGACACGUGCAGUGGAACAUCUGGAAUGCAUUUAUCAUGGUACGAGAAUAGAAAAGGUUAAAGAAAAACUGAAGCAGGAAUGCGAGGCUGUAUGGGCUACUCAAAAAGCAUGUGAAAUAGUCUCCCUAACUGGGAAUGAGUGUGUUCUACCGGUUCAUUAUUCCUUGUCGGACGUAGAAGUGCCGGCUGCAAAACGAGUUGCUCACUCAAGUGGAGCCCGUUUUCUUUCUACAUGUAAUUGUGGGCAUUCACAGGCAUUACGCAAUGAUCCGUUUUCAUUACGUGAAGCCAAUCAUGAUUUCUACAUGCAGUCACAAUUCACAUGUUGCAAAAAUAUGGAAGAAUAUGAAUUUGAAGUUUUCAAAUAUGAUGAUAUUAAUGAAGGACCAUUGGAUACAGAAAGUUUGCCGGAUAAAUCGCAAAAAUCAGCAGUUUAUCCAGAACAUAGUUCUUCCGAAUUUUCUACAACAUCGAUAGGAGAGAACGAUUUGAAAAUGCUAUUGGAUCGUGAUAAUCCCCUAGAAGAUGAUGAAGUGCAUCGCGAGAGUAUACAAUCGCCUUUCAAAACAGGAGGUACGGAUAUUGAUGAUGUGGAGAAAGAAUUAGAAGGAAAAAAAGUUUCGAUAUCGUCAGGAACGGAAAAGUGUGGUGAAGGACAAACACCUGAAGAACUGGAGAAUAAUGAUGAAGAGGACGAGGAAGAAUACGUUAGAGCAGAAGAAGCUGAGCAACAAUUUCUAGGAAUGAGGCGGCAUCGAGCGCAUAUGGAUGAUUAUGAAUCAUGGUCGCAGGAAGAUGAAGAGACUAUUCCAGAAGCUGAGGCACAAGUUUCAUAUCUUGAUGAUGAUGAUGUACAGCUACGAGAACCGGACAUAGAGAAUUCUGAUAAGUUAGAUAACUCCGCUAUGAACUUUGAAGAAGAAUUGGUAAAGUUAAGGAAACUAUGCAAAGGUCAAUUUUUGGAAUGUGUCCCAAAUACAGAAUCGCCGUCUAGAAAGCCUCUUUUUCCUUCAUGGUCACUUUUAUGUCUGGGUGCGUCAAGUUUGUACAGUCAUAAAGCUGGUCUUCGUGAUAUGCCGAACUUCAAAAAUGGGACGCAGUUUCUUCUACCGGUCGAUGUUUUUGUAACAAUCGAUCCUGAGAAAUGGGACAUUGAUAUGAAGGAAAUUAUGGGCGACUCAUGCGGUGUGAGAUCAAAGCGUCCUAUCAAAGUCAGUAAGGGCAAUCGUGAGAAAGUGAAGUUGUUUGUUGGAUUUGAAUACGAAUGUCCACGAGGACACCGAUUUAUGAUCCAGGAUGUGCAUGCCAACACUCGAAUGAAAUUAGCACCCAACUCAAAAGAGUCGGGAUCAGCUUUGAUUCGUUCAGAUUUACCACUGUGGACGAAAUGUACAUGUCGUCGUUUGCCUCAAGUAAGUGCCCAGUUGAUGCGACUCCAUGUUGUCACUCCUAAAGCUCCAGUUACUGUCAUCUUAAAUCCUCGUAUUCAGCCAACAUCAAAAGAGCCAAUAUACCAUACAGGAGAAGCGCCGAUACAUUUGGAAUGGGCUCGUUACUAUAUUCUACGGUUCCCUUAUGUUUAUGUUGGACCACAUGGAACUGUUCAACGACCCAAUGAGGCCACAAUAUCAGGUAAAUUGCUGGCGAAUUGUGUUGAAGUGCAGUACAUACCAAUGCAUUAAUCUUAUAGCUUGCUUGUAUUCGUCCUUUUUGCUCUAUUUAGCUUGAUUUUUGAUAAGGUUGUGGUGAAUAGAGGUUCACUGAAUGGAAAUAAAGGGUUUGAAAUGAAAUUUUCUUGGAGAACUUUUAUACGAGGAUGAAAAAUCUGUUCCAUUGUACGAGUUGAGAUUUAUAAGUUUUCUGUUCAAGUUUACAUUUAGGAGUAGAAGUACUUUUUGUGUAACAUAUCUUUUUGUAUAAAUUUUGAUGUCAUAUCGGUGUCUUAUUAUAUUUUAUGGCAUAUUAAACUUCAAUAGUAUCAAAUUACUGUGGUCAAAUGGCACUGCUAUACUGAA
Messenger RNA from Loa loa (African eye worm), 3213 nucleotides. RefSeq lists its product as hypothetical. The record is from RefSeq and is a predicted model, not a curated record. Gene Ontology annotation, biological process: nuclear-transcribed mRNA catabolic process, nonsense-mediated decay. The coding region runs from base 1 to 2880 and encodes 959 amino acids. The transcript has 19 exons. Lineage: Eukaryota; Metazoa; Nematoda; Chromadorea; Rhabditida; Onchocercidae.